This is a messenger RNA of Mya arenaria, 2050 nucleotides long. RefSeq lists its product as uncharacterized. The transcript is spliced from 4 exons. Lineage: Eukaryota; Metazoa; Mollusca; Bivalvia; Myida; Myidae. The coding region runs from base 98 to 1624 and encodes 508 amino acids. The record is from RefSeq and is a predicted model, not a curated record.
CUCGACAGUUGAAAUAAAAUUUCAGUAACUAAGUAUCAAGCAAUCUGAAGCGGAUUUUAAUUUUCUUUUCAAUUUUGGAAAUAAGACAGAAAUAAGCAUGUGGAUAGCGGUCGGUUUAUUGUGUGUGGGCCUUAUCCAAUUCGCGGCCUCUCAGGGCGCAAACAGUGACUUCUCAAACUUCGCAAUGUUUUCCAAUGGCGGCGGCGGCAGUGCGGCUGCCACCAACUUGGCGUCUGGCGGCCCGGGAUCCAACGCUUUUGGAAGCCCAAUGCCUACGAGCUCAUCUGGUACAUUUGGCAGCGUCGGAGGCGGCAGCGGACUGACCCAGCAGGACAGUGGAAGUGGAAGCGGGGGCUUGGUAUCCGCGGGAACCAAUCAGAAUAUGGGAGGAUUUGGACAGUCCAGCCAAGGCCAAGGCCAAGGAAUGAACCAAAUGAAUAGUAUGCAAAAUCAAAUGAAUGGGCAAAUGGGCAUGGGCUCCGGUGGACAGAUGGGAAUGAACAACCAAAUGGGAAUGAAUGGACAAAUGGGUAUGAAUGGCGGCCAAAUGGGUAUGAAUGGACAAAUGAACCAAAUGAGCAACCAAAUGAGCAACCAAAUGAACAAUCAGAUGGGAAAUCAGAUGGGAAAUCAGAUGGGAAAUCAGAUGAGUGGUGGAAUGAACCAGAUGAAUCAGAUGGGAAUGGGAGCCCAGAACGGUAUGUCCCAGACCAACAACGGAAUGUUCUCGGAUCCAACCGCAAUGGGAAACUUCAACCGUGGCGACUUCAACCAGAUGGGAUUCACAAAUUCCCAGGCUCAGAGCUCUCUAUUUAACGACCAACUUGCACAAAACGGACAAUUCAACGGACAAGGAACCCAAUUCGGACAGCAACAACAACAAUUUGGACAAACUCCCGGAAUGCAGGGAAUGGGUGGAAUGCCAGGAAUGCCUGGAAUGGGUGGAAUGCCAGGAAUGCCGGGAAUGUCUCCAUUUGGACAGUUUGCUACCCCCUUCACCAGCAGACCCACCACUUUUGGCCCCUUCCAGGACCCCAAUAUGAACAUGUUUGCCCCUAUGAACCCAAUGAUGGGACGGCGACCAAUGAUGAUGGCCGGCCCCUUUUCACCGAUGAUGGGACGUGGAAUGAUGCCGGGAAUGGAAAUUGGAAGGACCAUCUUUGACGCAAGGGGCAACCCCGUUGGCUCCACUUCCUCCGCUAGGCCCAUUGGCGGUCUCACACAGUCGAGUGCAUUUGGACAGCAGACCCAAGGUGGCUUCGGAUCCCAGGGCGGUCUCACUCAGUCGUCCGGCAGCAUGAGUGGAAUUGGACUUCCUCUUAACGGACAGAUGGCUGGUAUGAGCAACGGCGGGUUCGGUAACGAUGGUUUCGGCCAAUCAAAUGGUGGCUUCAUGACCUCUUCAUCGUCAUCGACACCUUUCGGAAACGCUGGCUUUAGGGGGAUGGAUGGUGGGGCGUUUGGUCAAAGCGGCUUAUCCCAGGCUGGUGCUUUUGGUGCACCCACUGGCGGUAUUAGAUCCACUGUUUCUGCAAGCGGAAAUAGCUUUGCUUUGAACAAUAAUGGUAGACCCGUCACAAGCCGAAUUCAGCCUUUCAGCGUGGGCAAAAGGAGGAGGAAGUAGUUACCAGGCCAGUGGUGGUCUGGCAUGCGCAGCGCUGAGGGGAGGUCAUUCGGAACACAUUGAACAUUUUCGCAGAAAAUAAUUUGCUGAGAGAAGAAACAAGUGUUUUGAUUGUGUCUGCGUCUGCGUUGCUUCUAGUCAUAAUAUUUUGUAAAACGUACAUAUAGAGGUGCUUUGCUCUUGUAUUGUUUAUUGUAAGUUUUAUUGAGAAAAAAAAUGUACACAUGUAGAAACAAAAUUUUGUGUUUGUAAUUUCUGCUCAGUGUUUCUACUGUAAUGUGGUGUUAAACCUAUCCAACUAUUAAGAAAUCCAUGUUCAUGUACACACUUUAAAGAGUCCAUCGUUAAUAAUGUGGCUGGAUAUUUUGAUAUAUACGUGUUUGAACUAAAAACUUAAUCCCUGUGUUUUCGGUUGAAAAUAAAGUU